GGAGUCAGGAGGUUUCAAGUUAAGGAAGUGGUGCUGCAAUAUUCCUGCAGUUUUGGAAGGAGUUCCCACGGAGAAUCUAGCAAUCCAGGAUACCAACGGAGUUGAAUUAGAUUCCGACCAAACUGUUAAAACUUUGGGACUGACUUGGAUGCCCAUUACUGAUACACUCCGAUUUCAAUUUCAAUUUCCUCCGCUGGAAUUGGACGUUCCACUCACCAAACGGCGAAUCCUGUCGCUGAUAGCCACCCUUUUCGAUCCUCUUGGUCUUAUCGGUGCCACGACGGUAUCUGCCAAGAUCUUUAUGCAACAACUUUGGACGCUGCAAGACGCAAACGGCAAAGGUUUGGACUGGGACCAACCAGUACCUCCAACGGUGGGUGAGGCUUGGCGUAAGUUCAAUGAAAAACUCCCACUUUUAAAUCAAAUCCGCGUAAAUCGCUGUGUGAUCAUCCCAAAUGCUGUUUCGGUUGAGCUACAUUGUUUCUCGGACGCCUCCGAGAAGGCUUAUGGAGGUUGCGUCUACGUCAGAAGUCAAGAUUCAAACGGUACAAUCCAGGUACGGCUUCUUUCAUCUCGAUCGAAGGUAGCUCCACUCCGAUGUCAGUCAAUCCCAAGACUAGAGUUAUGCGGUGCACUUCUCGUCUCACAACUAUUCGAGAAGGUCAGAGAUUCUACUAGAUUAUCGGUUCCAACAUACUUCUGGACAGAUUCAACGUGUGUUCUGCGAUGGAUUGCAGCCUCUCCCACUACUUGGACUACAUUUGUGGCAAACAGAGUAGCAAAGAUCCAGAUCCUUACCGAGGGAUGGCACUGGAAACACGUUGCAGGCGUAGACAACCCGGCAGAUCUGGUAUCCCGUGGAGUUUCACCCGAACAUAUUAUUCAUAACGAACUGUGGUGGGAAGGUCCAGAUUGGCUGAAGAGAAAAGAAGAAACAUGGCCCGGAAGGAUUACAGAAGGCUACGAAGAAGGAGAUGAAGAGAGACGUCGCACGGCGGUUGCAUGCACGAUGUCAACAGUUGCCGAGUUCAACAACUUCUACCUCAGCAAGUUUGGAUCAUUUGCAGAUCUCAUUCGGCGCACAGCGUAUUGGAUAAGGUUGAUGAAAUUCUUACAGACUCCAAGAGAAGAACGUUCUGGACAUUGUUUCCUAACAACUACCGAAUUGAAACACGCCGAGCAAAUCAUCAUUCGAAACGUCCAACGAGAAGCAUUUUCGGAGGAAUGGAAGCUCUUGAAGAAGGAUGGAACCGUAUCCAGGAAGUCACCAUUGAGGUGGUUCAACCCGUAUAUCGACAAGGAUGGAUUGAUUAGAGUUGGAGGAAGGUUAAAGUACUCCGAUGAACAGGAAAACACGAAACAUCCAGCGGUGUUACCAGCACGACAUCAUCUUACUCGAAUGAUUAUUAAACAUUUCCAUGAAAGGCUCUUACAUGCUGGCCCACAGCUUCUUUUGGGAGUAGUUCGACUACAAUAUUGGCCGCUUGGAGGGCGAAAUGUUGCCAGGGAGAUAGUGCAUCAAUGCGUCAGAUGUUAUCGUACGAAGCCGUCUACAACAGAACAGUUCAUGGGCGAACUACCACCUGCACGCGUUAUCGUUUCCCGACCGUUUACCAAAACAGGCGUAGACUAUUUUGGACCCGUCUACAUUCGACCAGUCCCGAGACGCCCUGCUGUGAAAGCUUACGUGGCCUUAUUCAUUUGUAUGUGCACCAAGGCGGUACACCUCGAACUCGUUUCGGAUCUCUCAACAGAACGGUUCUUGCAAGCCCUACGUCGAUUUAUCGCACGUCGUGGAAGACCUUGCGAUAUGUAUUCCGAUAACGGUACAAAUUUUGUUGGUGCCCGGAACAAAUUGAUAGAGCUAAUCCAUUUGCUGAAGAACCGUGUACACCAUGACCGAAUCGCUACUGAACUCACAAACAAUGGAAUCCAAUGGCACUUUAACCCCCCAAGUGCACCACAUUUUGGAGGACUCUGGGAGGCAGCAGUCCGGUCAGCUAAAACCCAUUUGCUUAAGGUAAUCGGAGAAAGCAUCACUUCAUCGGAAGACUUUUCCACAUUGCUGGUGCAAGUUGAAGCCUGCCUCAACUCCCGUCCAUUGGUUCCGAUGUCAGAUGACCCCGAUGAUCUGGAACCACUAACUCCGGCACAUUUCCUUGUGGGUUCGUCGCUUCAGGCUCUCCCUGAUUCUGAACUGCUGAAUAUCCCACCAAACCGUUUAAACCAAUUUCAACUGAUUCAACAGAGAAUUCAGCAUUUUUGGACUCGUUGGCGACGAGAGUAUUUGAACCAGUUGCAAGCUAGAACCAAGCGAUGGAAACCAGCAGUUCCCGUAGAACCAGGUAAACUGGUCGUCGUCAAGGACGAGAACGUUCCUCCAAUUCGCUGGAAAAUGGGUAGGAUCGUAGCAGUACACCCUGGUGAAGAUGACGUAGUCCGGGUUGUUACCGUGAAGACCGCCACUGGUGAAUUUAAGCGUCCAGUGGAGAAGAUUUGUAUUCUACCGAUUCCGAUAGAUGAUAAAGAAGAUAAUGCACCAUAGACAAGUUCAAGAUCCCCUCCCACACUCCCAUCCCGUCGAAGAGGAUUCUUUUGUAUCUUUUCAGAAAUCCGUCUAUUUCUGGGUGGGUGAGGAUGUACGAGAGUGGAUUAACAUCCCCCACGAACUACAACCCUGUGCUGCAAUGCAAUGAUACCACUGUGACCACUAUCGUUGUUGUGUACGAUGAACUACCUACGUUGCAGUUCAACAGAUGCAGAAAUCCGCCUUUGUAUCUGCUACAGCGUACUCGACAUCAAACAAUAGCUACCUUCCACCGUAUAUUCAAGCCAGUAGUGAUCACAACAGCCACGUCGAGUCGAGAGAACAUAGGUGCUGAAAGAGCUCUAAAACACCGAUGAUCACCCGAACGUUGCAGGAGAGUCUCUACAAUGUACGAAAAAGACUUUGGGCCAAGAGAUGACCAGAUACAACGACGGGAGAUCAGUCCACUUCGAUCGUCACCGCGAUGUUAUUAUUGUACCAUCGUCGUGAGUGUCAUCAUUAGUGCUGCAAGGAAGAUUCCAGACUACUAGAUAAGCGGAAUCUAGAACCAAGGACCGUGACAACCCUCCGCAGUGAUCCUCACCAACCACUCAAGUCCCACGUUAAUGACAAACCCCAUCAGUGUUGGUGUCGACAGGGAA
This is a messenger RNA of Aedes albopictus (Asian tiger mosquito), 3189 nucleotides long. RefSeq lists its product as uncharacterized. The record is from RefSeq and is a predicted model, not a curated record. Gene Ontology annotation, molecular function: nucleic acid binding. Gene Ontology annotation, biological process: DNA integration. The transcript has 2 exons. The coding region runs from base 149 to 2545 and encodes 798 amino acids. Lineage: Eukaryota; Metazoa; Arthropoda; Insecta; Diptera; Culicidae.